Molecule: messenger RNA, 6684 nt
Organism: Strongyloides ratti
Lineage: Eukaryota; Metazoa; Nematoda; Chromadorea; Rhabditida; Strongyloididae
Product: Anaphase-promoting complex subunit 1
Exons: 5
Coding region: 1-6684 (2227 amino acids)
Biological process (GO): metaphase/anaphase transition of mitotic cell cycle; protein K11-linked ubiquitination; anaphase-promoting complex-dependent catabolic process
Cellular component (GO): anaphase-promoting complex
Molecular function (GO): magnesium ion binding; molecular adaptor activity; GTPase activity
Source: RefSeq, a predicted model, not a curated record
AUGGAUCGUAGAUUUGAACAUUUUUUUAAAUCUACAAAACUAGAUACGACUGCUGAUCAAGCACAUCUUUUAGAAAGUCAACAAUUUUACAUACAUAAUGGUGUAGAGGAAUAUUUAGUUGUAGAAAAUAACGUUAUUAAACGAAUUGCUGCUAAGCACAAUAAUAUAAAACUUUGUGAAUAUACAGUUGAUUUUUUUAAUGUUAAAUAUGCUAGAUACUAUGAGUUUAAAAAUAAAGAUAAUCGUAUUGUUCCUGUUAUUUGUGCCAUGAAUGAGCAAAAUAUUGACAUAUUUGGUAUUAAUGAUCCAUUUCAACAUUCAAUUAAAUUUCCUUUUUUUGUAAAGAAAUAUUUUUUUAUCAAAGCAUGUAUAAUUGUUGUCAGGGAAGACUUUGUUCCUGUUGUUGAUGCAACUGUUCCAAGAUUAUUUUCUAUUAAUGAACCUAAACCAAGAUAUAUACCAUUAGUUUUAAAUUAUCAGAUGAAAAAUAUCUUCAAUGACAUAGAUCAUUUCAUAUGUGAAACAAUGGAUUUUAAUAUUGAAGAUGUUGAUUAUGAAUCAAAUAUGUUACUUUGUUCAACUAAUGAAGGUCUUUUACUUUUACAUACAAGUGAAUUUCACGGUACAGACGAAGAAGGAGAUGGACAAAAAUAUAAUAUUGUUGGAGAAACAACUACAGAAGAAUCGUUAUUCAAGCUUCCAGGAAAUCCUUCUUCAGCAUGUAGUUUGGCUAACUCAUUAGAUGUUGAGAUGAAGCCCGCCAAUGCUUGUUAUUCUCAUAUGUUAACUCCGAAACGGGGUGGAUUUAAUAUGUCGACAAGUUAUAGUUCAAAAGUUUCUCUUUCAGCUCAUAUGACAACAAGAUCAAUGGCAAAAGCACAAAAAAAUGCUGAAUCAACGUUACCAUUGCCUAUUAUUAAUGCAAUAGAAAACACUCCACAAUUUGGUUUAGCUUCAACAUCUGUAACAUAUCAAAGUAGAUUUGAAAAUGCUGAUACUUCAAGAAAUAUGUCAGGUAUUAAUCUCCAAGCGCAUAAAUUAUUUUCAAAACAUAUUUCUAAGUCUGAUAAAGGAGGUUCUUUUAUAAGUAGAGUUAAAAAUGAGCGAUCAAGAAAUCCAUCAGAAGCAAGUUUUAUUGAAAUAAAUAAAUCUCUUCGUGCUACAGCCUUAGAUCAAGACAUUGAUAAUGAUGUUAAGAAAAAAACAUCUAAUGAAGUAAAUAAAUCGACAAAUUAUUUUAAUACAGAAGUAUCAGUAAAACGUUCAAAAUUGUCAGAGAACAAUGAAGGUAAUAAUAAGACAAGGGAAAGUGUUAGAUUUACUGAUUUACCAACAUCAACUUCAGUAGAAAAUAGAACAAGUAAUAUUUCACUUAAUCAUCAUAAUUAUUCUUAUUAUGUUAAACUUUCGAGAACUGAUACAAAUACUGUUGAUGGAUUAAAUGAAACAUUAGCUGAUGUUUUAUCUUGUGAAGGUGAAGGAUACAAGAUCACUGUUAUAGCUUCUUUUGCCAACAAUUCAAAUAAUUUUUUAUCUACUAAAAAGGUACCAAAGAUAUUUUCUUCUAUUGAUCUCGGAGGCCGACAAUACCUUUAUCUCAUGGAUAAAGAAAAUUCAAAAUUAGCUGUAUAUGAGUUAAUACACGUAAUAAAAGGUGAGAAAGAGGAAAAUCAAAUAAAUAUUAAAGAUAUUGGAUUUUUAAUAAAUUGUUUUGAUGCUGUACCAUUAUUAAAUUCAAAUUUUGUUGCAUUACUUCAAAAUACCACAAAAUUAUCCAUUCAUUCUGGAAUUAAUUUUAUUUUUAAUAUACAGUUAAGUAUAUUAUUUGAUGAUGUCAGUGAAGAUAUAAAGCAACCUUGUCAAUUUUUAGCACCAAGAAGAAAAGGAUUUAUUUUGAAAAAUAAUGCAAAUAACACUACUUAUUCGGUAAUAAUGGAUUUUAACUUACCUAGAAAAUUGUUUGAAUGUGUAGCUACAAUAUGCGAAUUUUCUAAAGAUGAUGGUAUUAUUUUUUUCAGUAUCUAUCUUCAUUCAACAAAUUUAUUAAAAGAUCUUGUUUUUCAUUCAUGUGUACAAAUGUUACCAUGUUUAUAUGAAUUUGUUUUAUACUUUCUAUCUGAAUGUGGUUUUGAUGUAGAAUUUUAUAUAAAAACAAGUAAGAUUAAGAAUGAUAUUAAAGAAUUAAACGUUUUUUGGUCUUUACUACAUAAGAAUGAGGCAAACAUAUGUUUUAACAAAAUAAAUAAAACAGAAUCAGAACUAUCCUUAAACCGUACACCUAGAAAAAGUUCAUUUUUGUCAAAUAUUAGUUUUAAUAUGACACAUGAAUCAAAUUCAACAGAUCGUUCAAAAAUUUUAUCAUCAACUCCAAACCGUUCUGGUAAUUCAUUAUUUGCUGAAUUUUUAAGAAAAUCUACACCAACAAAAUUGUCAGGAAAUAAUUCAUUAAUUAAUUUUUCAGUUCAUUCUGGUGUUUUAUCUAAAGAACCAACGUCAUCAACACCUUUUAGAGAAACGGAAAACAAUUUAAGCGCAUUAGCGUUAACACCAAUAUUAUCAUACAAAAAUGAAAAAUAUAAAGUUGAUAAUGAUACAACUAGUAGACUUCAACGAAUAUUUACUGCUUUACAUGUAUUUUAUGAAAGAUCAAGAAUUAAUAGAAAUAAUGAAAUUUUAUGUAAAGUAAUUGGUGAACCUUUGUAUGCAUUUGCAUUAUAUUGUGGUUUACAAGAAUAUAUUCAUACAUAUGAACAAGAUUUUUCUGUUUUUAUUGAGAAUAAACAAAUUUUACAAAAUUCUCUUAUUUCAACUGGAACAGGUGUAUUUGAUAAAGAUUCUAUUUCAAAAAAUUUACCUCUUUCAUGUUCAUUUAGAAGACUUCGUAGUAAGAUGCUAAAAUUGCGGUGUAUUGAAGAUGAACAUAGUAUGUUUGUUGCAGUUCCACCACAAUAUCUUUUAAUUUAUGGAAUGUUAAUAAAAAAAAUUAACAAAGUUAAACAUAUACAAAUGGUUUUUGGAAAUAGAUGGGAACAAGUAUUAAUGAUACCUGAUAAACAUCUUUUUCUAAGAUUAUUUUCAGGAAUAUCUAAUUAUUUGGUCAGAGCAAAAGCAAUUUUUCUUGAGUUAGGGUUAAAUCCUAAUCAUGCACUAGAGUUGCAGUUAUCUUCUUAUCCAGUUUUCAAUAAAAUUCUUAUGAAUUAUUCUUCAUUAUACUUACAAAGAAUAACACUAAAACCUCUUUUUGAAUUUUUAUCAGAAAGUAAUUUUAGAGAUUUUUUACUACAUAGAUUUCCUGAAGAUAUUAGAUAUCAAAAUGUUCUUAAUAUGCUUGAUACUUCAAAACCUGUACUUAUUCAAGUUAGAACCAUCUCAACAAUGUCUGAUUCAGAUAUACGUGAAUAUCAAGAAGAUUUUCUUACUAUUGCUAUGUGUAAAUAUUAUACAAAACCAUUUGGAAAAGCUAUUGUUAAAUUUAGAACUGUUGUUCCUGAUAUAUAUAAUACUUUUACAGUUGAUAAUAUUUGUGUUUCAGGAAAAGUAUUACCUAUGUGGACAACAAUAGAUACUGUGAAUAAUGAAGCUAAUAGACCUUAUACUGAAUGGGGAGAUUUUUAUAAUGGAACGGCACGUGGAUUAGAAAUAUUAUCAGCAGAUAGUUUACAUUUAUCAUCAGAAUUCUUAACAUCUGUUAUAAAUAAUCAAAAUCAAAAAAAUAUGCAUGCUGCAGCAGGUUUAGUUUAUGGUUUAGGAUUAAAUGGUCAUAUUAAUAGACUUAAUCAAUUUGUGUGUCAUGAAAUGUUAACAAGAGGUGAUAAAUUUUUUUCAAUUGCUUUAUUACUAGGAUUUGGUGCUAGUAAUAUUGGAUCAGCUGAUCAAGGAUUAUUUAAAAUUAUGGCAAGUCAUUUAAAAUUUUUAAUGCCACCAACACAAUUAGAAUUAACAAUAGACUCAACCAUUCAAGCUUCAGCUGCAGUUGGAUUAGGUUUGUUAUUCUGUGGAAGAGAAACACAAGAAUUAACUGAUAAGUUUUUAAAACAAAUGUGUAGAGAAAAUUAUGUUGAAAGUGAUAUGAUUUCACAAAGAUAUUCUUUUUCAUUAGCAUGUGGUUUUGCUGUUGGUUUAAUUAAUUUAGGUAAAGGUAAUCAUAAAAAUAGUUUAUCAUUACCUAUUAGUGAUGCUAAACCUUCAAUUGCUCAUAGAUUAUUAAAUAUGUUAAAUGGUGGUGCCAAAGAAAUUGAUAACAGUAGACAAGUUGAUAAAUUUGAUGAUUAUUUUAAUAUGUCUUCAGUACCAGUAGGAACUAGAAAAAGAUUAGAGAAAUCUUCACAAUCAACAACUAAUCAUGUUAGAGAACUUCCAAAUUGUAAUAUACAUUUAACAGCACAUCCAGCUGCUGUAGCACUAGGAUUAGUUUACCUUGAUAGUAAUAUUGAAUGGCUUGAUAAAGCAUUAAGAAUUCCAGAAUCAUUUUAUGAAUUAAAAAAUAUUAAACCUGAUGUUAUAAUGACAAGAACAAUUGCUAGAUUAUUAAUUGGAUUUAGAAAUGUUAAACCAACAAAAGAAUGGGCUGAAAAACAAAUUCCUAUUUCAAUAAGACAAAAAUUUAAAGAUAUUACUGAUUUAAGUAAACGCGGUGAAGAAGAUGAAGAUAUUGUUUAUGUUCAUGCAUAUUUUUAUAUAUAUUGUGGUGCUUUAUUUGUUCAGGGUCUCAAAUUUGCUUCAACAUGGGAUGAAAGAGUUAUUAAAUCAUGUGAACAUAUAUUACCAUAUUUGGAACAUGAAAAUUUAAGAGAUUAUGAAUCUAAUUACAUGGGUGUAUAUACUAAUUUAAAUUUAAGAAUGUUUUAUAGGAUGAUUAUAUUAUCAGUAAUGGCAAUGGUGAAAGCAGGUAGUGGUGAUGUAAAUAUAAUUAGACUAGCAAGGCAUAUGAAAGCAGCUUGUGAAACAGAAAAAAUACAACCAAAUCAUGCUAAUUUCCAACAUAGUAUGUGUAAUAUGGCACUUGGAAUGGUUAUGUUAGGUGGAUCAAGGUAUUGUCUUGGUGAUUCACCAUUAGCGAUAGCAUCACUUUUUAUGGCAUUUUAUCCAGUUUUUCCUAAACAUAUUUAUGAAAAUCGUUUAUACCUUCAACCAUUACGUUUCAUGUGGACAAUAGCUACCGAACCAAGAAUGGUAACAUUUUAUGAUAUACAAACAAAAAAGUAUGUUUCUUUGGAAUAUUUUAUUUGUUUACGUGAUGGAGUAACUAAAAAGAUGAUGUCACCAAGUCAUUUACCAACAAUAUCAUUAAUUAAAAACUUUUACAUUAGUUCAACAGAGUAUAUAUUUCAUGAAGCAUUACAAUUACCAGAUAAGAUAAAUCGUGAAGAAUUAAAAGAACUUUUAACUAAAUUUCAUAAUCGAAUACCUGUUAGUAGGAUAUCAAUACUUGAAUCAUCUCAACAACAAAAUAAAAUGUAUUCAUCUGUUAUUAAUAAUAUAGAUGAAAAGGCAUUAGAUAUUAGAAUGAAUGAGACUAUCAGAGAUUCUACUUCAUUUAAGAUGACAGAAUUUGAGAAAAAUGAAAUAAUUAAAAUGAAAGAUUUUAUGGUUUUAUCAACGAAACAGUUUUCUUCUAAUUUAUUUUUGAAGGAACCUAUAUUUCCUAAAAAACCAAAAUCUGAUGGUGAAGCAUUAAGUUUUGUAGAUUAUAAAAGAGUAUUAUGUAAAGGUGGUAGGGGUGGAAAUGGUAUGGUAUCAUUUUUUAAAGGUUACCGGGUACCUUUUGGUGGUCCAGAUGGUGGUGAUGGAGGUAAUGGAGGACAUGUUAUAUUUAAAGCAAGUAAAAAAACAAAAGAUUUAUCAAAAUUAAAAGGAAUUUAUAAAGCUGGACAUGGUGAGUAUGGAAUGGGUAAAAGUUGUCAUGGUAAGAAUGCAGAACAUAGAAUUAUUCAUGUUCCAUUAAAUACAAUUAUUUGUAAACCAGCAAUAGAAGGAAUAAGUAAAAAAGAAAUAAUAAAAGAAUUAAUUAAUGAUGAGGAAAUAUUUCUUGCAGCUAGAGGUGGUGCAGGAGGACAUGGUAAUCAAUUUUAUGUUUCAAAUGAAGUACGUAAACCAAUAAAAGCUGAAAUUGGUGGAAUGGGAGAAGAAAUAAUGUAUGAUGUAGAGAUGGGAGUUAUGGCAUUUGGUGGUUUUGUUGGAUUUCCAAAUGUUGGUAAAAGUACAUUAUUAAGAUCUAUAUCUAGAGCAAAACCAAAAGUUGCUUCAUAUCCAUUUACUACACUAAAACCACAUAUAGGAAUAGUUGAGUAUGAUGAUUUUACUCAAAUAUCUAUUGCAGAUAUUCCAGGAUUGAUUGAAGGUGCACAUAUGGAUUAUGGUUUAGGUUCAUCAUUUCUUCAACAUAUUAAAAGAUGUUAUUGUUUAAUAUAUGUGAUUGAUGUUAGUCUUGGAAAUUAUGAAUCUCAAUUUGAAAUAUUGAAGAAUGAAUUAAAUAUGUAUAAGAAAGGUUUAACAGAUAAACCUUCAUUAAUUAUUUUAUCAAAAAUGGAUUUAUUACAAGGUCUCAAUAUUCAAAGUAUACAAAAACAAUUUAAUAAUAUUAGGGUGUUUCCAAUAUCAUCAAGAAAUAUGUUAGGUUUAAAAGAAUUUCUGGUUUAUGUGCGUGAAUUAUAUGAUUUCUAUAAUAAUGAUACUUGUAUUUAA